AUGUCUUCCGACCCCAAAUCCCUCCGCCAAUUGUUCGGCGCCUCUCCAUCCACUGCUUCAGUCAAAGACUCCACUUUGAUCAUCAUCGAUGCCCAAAACGAAUACGCCUCAGGCAAACUAAAGGUCGAAAAUGUCGACCAGAGCCGCAAAGUCAUCGCCGAUCUGCUCUCUCGAUACCGCCGUGGCGGUAAUGGCAGUAACAUCGUUCACGUUGUCCACGAAGUACCCGAGGGUGCACCGGUCUUCACACCUGGCACACCGUUGGCAGCUGAAUUCGAUGAGCUGAAGCCUCAAUCUGGCGAGAAGGUUAUUGCUAAGAACUUCCCGAGUUCGUUUGCUCAGACCGAUUUGCAUGAGUAUCUUCAGGGUUUGGGUAGUGUGGGAAAGCGGAUUGUUCUUGUGGGAUAUAUGGCUCAUGUUUGUGUUUCUACUACUGCACGGGCUGGAGAUGAGCUGGGGUAUGAUGUCUUGGUUGUGUCGGAUGCUAUUGGUGAUCGCCAUAUUCCUGGUGUUCAAGCUGAGACGUUGGUGUCUGUUGUGCUCUCUGAAUUGGAAGAUGGGUUUGGCACUGUGAUUCGCGCUGCCGAUAUUACUGAAUAA
This is a messenger RNA of Penicillium subrubescens, 600 nucleotides long. RefSeq names its product putative isochorismatase family hydrolase. The record is from RefSeq and is a predicted model, not a curated record. Lineage: Eukaryota; Fungi; Ascomycota; Eurotiomycetes; Eurotiales; Aspergillaceae. The coding region runs from base 1 to 600 and encodes 199 amino acids. The transcript has a single exon.